GGGGGGGAUUUUGUUUAGUGUUUUUCCCAAUAUGUGCGGGUAAUGGGAGGGAAGGAAGGGUUACUGCCUCAACAUUUUUUGAGGGGGAGGGGAAGGUUGAGAAUAGAAAGCAAAUAAAAUACACGAGCAUGUUGCCUUUGAAAUGGAGGAUCUUGAAAUAAUGGUUGUAAGAGACAAUACUGGAAUAUUUUAUAUGGUCUGUUUUUUUCACUGUGAAAACUCAGUAUUUUUACAUACUUGGGUUCCAGUUGCUAAGAUUCUACCCACACAGCAGGACUGAUUACUGAAUAAAAGUUUCCAACCUGUUACUCACUUUACCUUCUCUUGCAGUCAGUGAUGCGUUGAGUUUGACAGCCUGAAGAAGGGCAAGAACCAGAUAAUUCCACCCUUAUGUGUGUAUCCAGCUCAGACAGUGAAGAAAUACAUAUAGAGCUUCCUUGUGCUGGGAACAGGGCAGAUGUUAUGAAAAGGCCUGACAGGAGCUGUCAGUUCUGUCUAUGCUUUGUGACAGAUCGUGGAAGGGAUUUGGUGACACGGAGGGUUAUGCCUGUGGAGCACUCAGGCCAGUACUUCUGUCUAUUGUUAUGAUGUACUGAGUACUUGUAUAACCCUUGGCAGCGCAGGGUGAGUUGGCAGCAUCAUGGAAUUAUAGCUCUUCCUGGACACAGGGCAAUUAAGUUUAAAAAAAAAAAAAAGAUACAGUGAACAAAAGAAGGCUUCUGUGCAACUUUGGUUCAAAACCAGCCUGACCUCGGACACCACGAGCAGUACUCUGGAUUGCUAGGCAGUGCACAAAGACAUCUAGUGGCUAAGCGAGCUACUGCAAGGUAAGCACCGGUAGGAGCUCAUCCCACCUUUCACCAGAGGGAGAAUGUUCUGUUCUGCAGUCUUUGAUCUGUCUUCUGAAAAGUCCCUUUGUGCAACCUCAUCAGGGCAUUGUCCAUAAUGCUAAAUGGUGGUAUAAGAAUAUGCUUACUAAAAGAGAAACUUCUAACAUUUGAAACAGAGAAAAAAUACUAAGGCUCAAUAUUAGAUAUAAAAGGAACAAUUGGGUAACUAAUUCGGAUUCCUGAUAUUUUAAAGAAAUAGUCUGUGCAAAUGGAAAUGUUCAUAUGUAUGUAGCUUUCUCUAUUUUUUCCUGUAAGAAAUUCUUAGAGAGAAAUGCUAAUCUCUGCUAAAUGGCAUGAAAUUGGUAUUUACUGCAAGAGUUCCAGGAAUUGGAAACAGUAUCAUGUAUUCAGACAGAAAGGAACUUGGAAGAGAAUUCCAGGAAAUAGCAUUGCCUGGCCUCCUAGCUAUGUUGUCCAAGAAAGUGUAAAAGCAGAAGUACAUUAAGUUCUUAAAAGUUUUUGAUACUACACUUUCUACAGAUACAUGUGUGCAUUUAAAUAUCCAAGUGGUUUCCCACCACUGCCUGCAAGUAUUAGCAGUCUGUCUGUGGGAUUCCGUGCUCACAUAUCAAGCAGUCCACAGUGUCUCAUGAGUGUAUGCCAUCUAAAACAAAUUGGGGAAGAAGCAUUUUUUCCACAGGUGUGUAUUACCUUUGAUGGUAUUGACUAUGCUACGGUAUCAAAGAACAAGUGGGGGAUCUCUGAACAGGUUAGGACAAAAUGGGAGCUUUCCAGUGAAAUUACUGUGUGUGCAGUGAGGCUGAAUGGUUAAGGCAGAAGAGAAUGAUUCCUACGAAACAGUGAAGCAGAACAGCUAGGGAAGCUGUUUCAAGUACAAAGCUACUGUGUUUGGCUCAGAGGCCUCAGUGGGAAGUGAGGGAUGGGGGAUGUGACACCAAAAGCAAUUUGUGCACUGCUAGGUUUGGAUGGCCUAAUUAGUCCUUUUUCCCACCUGGAUUCCCUCUUUAUGGUUGUAUAUCCACUUGGGGUUGUUCCCACCCACAUCCCAGAAAUGCUUGUCUGUUUGCCAUCCCUAAAUCCCCUCCAGCACACUCUGAAAACUUGAUAAACACAAGUGCAUUCUCUACUUUUUCAUGUCCAAACUUCAGAUUCCUAAUGGAAACUACACUUUUUAUUUCUUGCUGAUUUUGACCUAUUCUGUGCCUACUUUUGCUGCUCCACCCCUCCAUAACCCCUCCUUCCUCAGUCUGGGGAUAUUACCAAAAGCGUACCAGGCAGCAGUAAAAACCCCACUGUUUUUAACUUAUAUGGCUUGUAGCUCACCUGUAAUGGAAACUGCACUGUUUGUUUGCAUGGCUCUUAAACCUAUCACUUUACACAGCAGUUUUGAAGCAGGUUUUGAUUUACCCCAGCCUGGUCUUGGAAAGAAAAGUGAAACUGAGAACACCAUUGUUGAGGACCUCACUGUCAAACCCAUCAAACCCAGCUCUCCUGGGGACCAGGAGCUGGUGUCUUUCCUUUUCUGUCAUGUGGUGUUUUGGGGGGGACCCUGCUUCUGGGCAGGGUGUGGGGUGCACCAACAUUUUGGGAAAUGAGAGGCUGAAUGAGGCCCCUCAGUCCUGCCUAAAAGAUGCCUUUGUGUUCACACCUGCUGCCUGGAGAGGAUCUGUUGCUCCUUUUGGCACCCAGUGAGGGUGAAGUGACUGCUGGUGCUGAGGAUUUUUGCUGUUUAUUUCUGCUAACUUGCAGCAAUUCACACCUUGCUCCCAGAGCCUCCUAGGCCUGCUCCAUUUUUCUGCCUUGUGUGAAGUAAUUAAACUGCUUUGAAGCUUCUCUGUUUGACCAGGGACAGCAGGACCCCUGGCUGCAGGGUGGCAGAAAAGGACAGAUCCUUUCCCUGGGUCUUCUUUUUAGAGAACAAAUUGUGAGUCCAGUAUCUGGUGGAGGUGUCUUGUGAUCAGGAGUUAAAUUGCCUGGUGUCAGUGCCCUCAGCUUGUUUUACAUGAUAAGGACAAAAGUCCCCAUGGUUUUGGCUGUAAUAAGGAGAAAAAAAAAAAAUGAAACAAGGGUCUCUAGAGGGUGGAAAUAUGAACUGGGUUAGUACUUAAUUAAGUUGCCUAUUAACAGUUGUGUAGCAGCUUGGAAGAAUUUUAAUGUACCAAUUAAAGCAAGGAGCUAUCUCCUCAGCUUCCCACCACCUCUGGGGACGCUGUCAAGAAUGGGAAGCUUCACAGAUCAAGUGCUGUUUAUUUUGUUCCUUCCAGCUUGUUAAAAAGUGUUCUAAAUUUGGGAUGUGGCGGAUGCCCAUGGACAUGGUUACUUCUGUGAUGCAGUGAAGCAUCAGCUCCUGAUAAGGAUUAGCAUAGGAAAGAAACAGGAACGUAAUGCUGUCUGACUCCAUUAAAAACCACACAACUAGUUACUUAUGAUUUCUCUGCAUUGCUUCAUGAGGAGGGAGAGGUUUGGGGCAGCUCUGCAGCAGCUCACCCAGCUCUGUUGUAAGCAGCAGGGAUGGAGGCUCCCCGCUCUGAACAUGCCUUGUGCAAGAUGAUUUGAGAAAGUUGCUGCUCUGACAGCUGGGAAUCUUCAAAUUUACAGCCAAAAGGUACUUAAGGCUAUUUUAGACCUAUUUGUUCACUUGUUCAGAUUGCUCUUUCUCCCUGGUUUUGCUCCCAAAGGUGCUGCUGAAGAGCAGUUGUGCCCUGAUCACUGCAUGCAGGCUCCUUCUUAUCCUUCCUCCAGGAGGAACUUGUGAGAUGAGUCAUCAGCAAAACCACACUUACAGAAGGGCUUUAACUGUCCUAUUCCUUGAGUACUGGUAUUCUGGAAGAAGUAGAAAUUUAACCCCAGAGUUGAUAACAUCAUGUUUUGUUCUCAGUCAUGUGCAAUGUAUCUUGUAUUGAAUCAAGCCAGGCUCAUCUUACUGAGUUCCUGAGUGCCCCAGGAGGAAAAGACUGAGCAUAAAGGGUACACAUAACCUGGGGAGACAGGGGCCUCCCCUUAUCCAAACAUUAUGUGAUCUGAUCCCCCUUCUGCGGUGGUUUUGGAGGAGGGAAGGGCAGAUGGGUUCCCUGCAGCCUUCAACAAGGCUGGAGGGGCCUUAGUGAGGAUGUGUCCUUGGUACCUCAGCUGGGGAAGUGACAGAUUUCCACCCGCAGCCCUUUGGGGUGGGCUUGGCUAUGGGGACAAGAGUCUGGUGGAAGGUCUGAGGACAGGGAUUGAAUUGUCCCUCUGGAGCUGAGGCCCUUUUUGUCUCCUUGUACAAAAAAGCAGAGGCUGAGUAAAUCCUGCUGAGCUCUCCACACCUGGAGCUGCCGUGGUGAAAACAAACACCUGCAAAGCAUUAGCAGAGGAGGGGCACUUUGGUGCAUUUUGAUGGAAUUCAUUGCACCUGGCUGGGGCUGGACUGGCCGCAGUGCCCAUGGGGCUCCCUUGGAGCUUGGCUUCUCAGCACCCGGCACGCUGCCAUCACUAAAAGUUCAAAAUCAUCCUCAAUAUCCAGACUUGGCUGCAAAUGACAAUUUUUCAGCUUCCCAGGGCUGACCAAACCACAGCAGCUGCUGUCCAAAUGUGCUUUGUUGCAAGCUAGUGCUUCCUCUGCAGGGAUGCUGCAGACCCCUUACUGCUGUCAGCAGGGCAAGUCUUGGCAUGGAGGGAGUGCCUCAGAAAGGGGACACCUCCAACCACAGGCAUGCUUUAAAUCAGCAUUAUGGACGCUUGUUUUAUUUGGGUAUUCUGUCUCCCUAACAUUGGGAACGCUGUCUCAUUUAAAGCUGCUUCUAGAUUUUAUUGAGAUAACCUGGAAAUCAGUCGGAACUUCACAGGCGGCUGUUUGUGUCAGCAAAGCAUAAGAUGUGGAAGAGGCUAUAGAAACCAGGGUUAGGAGACUGUACAGACAUAGAUCUGAAUUCCUUUACCAGUGAUGGGAUGAGGAGGGGACCCCGGGUCUCUCCACUCCCAUGGUGUGGUCUAAUGGUGAAUGUAAGUGCUGUCUGUAAUCCUGACUUUAAAUGCACACAGAGCCAGCAGAGAGCAGCCUAAGUCAUGUGAAAGCAUAGAAAAAUGGUCGUCGUUUUUUUUUUUUUUUUUUUUUAAUUAACACAUGGCUUAUUUUUUACUGGCCUGGGCUUGGGAAAUGCUGCAAGGGAAUUUUGUCCUAUAGCUUGGGGCUGUCUCCACUGCCUGCAGAGCCACUUUCACAGCUCAGGUGCCAUUUAAUGAAAGAAAUCCAAUUCCACCCGUCAUCAUUUAUUGUAAGGGUCCACCAGAGCUUUUGGUAUCCCUCCAUCACCCCAAGUCAGGAAGCCCUGGGCAGUCAUCCCCCACUGCUGCGCUCCAUCCUGCUCCCCAUGCAUCCUGUGCAGAUGCUGCUCUGUGUGUGACAUGGGACUCGGUGUGCAUUCUCCAUGUCCCUUUGCAUUUGGAUCAUGUCCUCCGAUAAACACUGCUCUGUUCCUCUUGAGGUUUGAAUGGAGAAUGAGCUGUGGGAUUUCAGGCAAAGGCAGCGUUAUUUUGGAGCGCCACAGCCUUCCAAGAGGGAUUUAAGGAGCUCUGAGUGGUUGGGAGAAUAUCUCCUCUCAAAUCUGAACAGGCAGCUCGAUAAGUGCAAAGUUGAAGAAAGUGUCCUCUCCCCCUUGUAUGCCAUUAAUAUUUAGGGCCGGCCCUCAAUUAUUCAUUCCUUCAGGGUGUGCUUUUAUCAUCUCAGUGCUACAGGAUUAGCUUGUGCACUGUCUCUGAGCACUCAGAAAAUACCUUUCCCCAAGAUAUGUGAAACUUCAUAUCUGAGAGGACUUUUGCAGGCAAAAUAUAUGCCAUGCCAUUAGUCGAAGAAAGCAAACCUUCCCCAUCCCCACCCGCAGCUCCUUUCAGACCACACACUGCUGAGCACUGGCAGAUGUGCAGGAUCCAGCUGUGACCUGAGCACGUUGUCUCCUCCCAUUGCAGCAGCAGGGCACAGCUGGAUGGUCCUGCAGAAACAUCCGGGGGAUGUUUCAUCAUUCCCAGCUGGAAAAGGUACUCCACCAAGUACUUUUCAGACCAGCAUCUGUGGUGGGAUGGAUGGUCCAUCUGAAACUCAUUGUUAUCUAAUGAGAAGGUAUAUCAGGUACAUGACUCAGUCAGCUAACACAGAGGUCAUGGCACAUAUGAAUAUAGGAAGUUUGUCCCAGAUGCUUGCUUCAGCAGCCAGGGCCAGGCCACAGACCAGUUCCAUGCACCUCCAUUGCCUUUGGCACAGCUGGAUCGUUUGUCUGAGCUGCAGACAGAUCGAAGGAAGUGGUGAUUAAAUACCCGAAUUAUUGACAUCCGCACUGUAAAUAUCAGACUUGUUAAUAGCCUGUCUUCAUGCUGGGUCUCAAAGCCUGACAGUCAUCUUGCUAAGAUAACCAUAAUCAAACCACAUGUUUUGGAGCACAGCUUGAUCAGGGCAGGGGCUGGGAAGAAUCCUGUUUCAUUUACUCUAAUUUUCUUUUUAUUUAAUUAAGCAAAGUUUACUGUGGAUUUAGCAUUGCCUUUCUCCCCUCAGGAGCCUGAGCUGCGAGAGGCAUGCAAGCACCAUGCUGCUGCAAUCACUGCAAUGACAGAGUGGGUCAAAACAAGGAAAAAGCAGGAGGAUGAAUGUCCCCACCACCACUCCGCCAAAAUUGGGCAGAAUCAAUUUCUACGCUUCUCAAUCCUGAACGGUGUGUAGGUGGCAUCUCUGGCACAAAGCUGGAUGCCAAUUCAUCUGUCUGUGCUGGAGAGGUGGGAGAUUUUGGCUGCCUUCGCUUCCAGUGGGGAAAAAGAGAAGCUUCUCAAGGAUGUCUGAUGGUAAGUGGUGUGAGCACCCCUCUGAGCACGAAACAGAAUUGAAUCGUAGGGUCAUAGAAUCGUUAAGGUUGGAAAGACCAGUAAUAUCAUCUAGUCUGACCAUCAGCCCAUCAUCACCAUGCCUGCUAAUAGGUAUCACUCAGUGUUGACAUCUACAUUGAGUUUGCCUGGAAAACCAGCUACAUUGUAAAUGGACUUUGGAGUGUCGUGAGGGUGUCAUAACCCUUCAGCUCCAUACAUUGUAUUUCUAUAUCCUAAUUUCACUUCUGGGCAUAUUCUCUCACUUAAUUUGUGUGGAAAAAUCUGAAAGGGGUACGGAUCAAAUGUGUCGCUUGAGAUCCCUGUGCCAGGACUCCAGCACUUGUAUUGCACAAAAAUGCAUUGUGAUGGCCAGAGGGAGCCUCUGGUGUCCCAGUCUGUUCCCACUGCCUCUUAUCCUGGCACUGGGCAGCACUGAAAAAAGCCACAUGAAAAUGGCAAGAUGAGAAACAGACACUUAGUGGAGCUGGAAAAAACGAGACCCUGAAGUAGGCAUGCAGUCUGCAGUUGUUAGGACUCGGAUUUGCACUUACUUUUGCUUCCCACUAAAAGCAAUGAAUGAAGCCAGUUAAUAGCUUACCUGCCCGAGGAGCUGUAAUGUCAGACCCCUGGAGGAGUUGGAAGGGCUGCUCUCACCCCUGGAAGAUUCUCACUGGCUACCAGAUAUUCUUUUAUCAUCACGCAUUAAAGUGAAAGCCCUACAUUUUUCUCUGUGACCGUAUUGCAGAACAUAACUUGGGAACGUUCUGAAUAGGAAAUUCUGACAGAUUGCUUUUUGUAAGGGAACUUUAGGGGAAAAAAGCAGCCGUGACCCUCUGCUAAAUGGCACCCGUAUGAGAGUACUGCAUCGACAGGUGAUACCAUUGGCAGCAUUGCACCUUGCUCAGUGAGUGCCGCCAGAGGGACCCCGCGGAGCAGCCAAGUAUGGCCUGGGGGGAGUGCGGCACGAAGGGGGGAUGUGGGCAGUGGGGGGCAGCAGGCUUGGCGUGGGGAUGGCAAGCUGCUUCUGAGUGAGUGUGGAAAAGGGCAAAUGGAAAAAAAGGUGGGGGGGAAAAAAAGAGGAAGAAGCGACGAAUCGUGGCUUCCCAUUCAUCUGAGAUUUGCUGCACAUCAUUAUUUUUUUUGCAUUUGGGAUGAUGAAGGUAGAGAUGCCCCGAUAAUUAAGGCUUGCUGCUAUGGUGUUUGUUCUGUAGUAGGCUUGUUUGUGAUGUUGCAGGUGUGAAGGCACCAACAGGGAGCGAUAAUGUGUAGUUUCAGGUGAAGGUGGGAGCUUGGUCUCUUUUCUUAGGGGACUACAUAUACCUGCACAUGCGAUGGUUAGAGGAUGACUGUGCCACGUCCAUCCCCCUAAAAAACCAAGCCAACCAACCACAACAGCAACAACAACAACAAAAACAACUCCCCAUGAAAUUUCUGAGGAGAGUUACAAACCAGCAGUUGGAAGAAAGAAGAGCAACCCAAGGACAGUUGUUACAUCCCAGCAAACUGCUGGGUUCCACUGUGCUAAAAGCUGCAAUUUUAACAUAACAGAGACCUGGGAUGAUUAGAAACCCUGGUGAAGUCACCUGCGGUGUGUUUUCCACCCUUACCAGGGCUAAACUUGGGACUGGGGCCUUGCACAGAGUUUUACCAAAGCAAGGCAUCUCCUGGGUGUGCAAGGAGCAUGAAUUCCCCAGCUCAGCUCGCUGGGAAGGCAUGGCCCUGCACAGGGCGCUUUGCACCAAGGAUAUGUGCUCAGGCUGUGCAAAGAGCUCAAAGAGGUUGUGAAUGCCUCAUCCCUGGAUGCAUUCAAGACAGGGCUGAAUGUGGCUCUGGGCAGCCUGGUCUAGUGGCUGGCGACCAUGCUCAGGACAGGGGGGUUGAAACUAGAUGAUCUUUGAGGUCCUUUUCAACCCAGGCCAUUCUGUGAUUCUGUGGAAGAGCUCCCAGGGCUCCCAUACAAAUUUUGCAAUUGAAAAUGCUGCAGAAAGUUCUUGCCUUUCUGUUGCCCUUCACAAACUGCCAGAUGGAGGGGGAGGACUUUUUAUGGCACUGAUCAAGAUUUCAUAGGGAAAUCAGAUGCUUUGUGUUCUUCUUUCUUUUUUGUAAAUGAUUUCCCUCCUUUCAUGAUCAGUACACGCAGAGCUGCAGGAGCAUCCAGGAGACACCAAUUACAUAUAGAUCUCCAACAAGGAACUUUUUCCCCAACUGAAGUGGGAGGACAAGCUCCUGUCCUGGCAGCUUUGGCCAUCUGUAUUCAUUUUUGGUCCAACAGACCUUCCUGCAAAGCCAGCCCUGUGCCUGAGGUGCAGCAGUGUGACUAAUCCUUAAGUAAUCACUUGUGUGGGGAAUGUCACCUCUGGCUGUGCUGUUUGUUGGGCCAUAGCUCUACCUUUUGAAGUGAGAAAGGUGAAAUAAUCCAAUCAACAUUUCCUGAAGGGAGAAAUGAUCCCAUCCUUAUUCUUCUUUUCCCUGGUGAAGCACAAGGAACACACAGAUGUGUGUGAAGAGGUGGGAAUGUGAGUCUCGUUCCAUUUCCCUUCCCAUUUCCCCACCCAGCUGUUUUCCCUGGAUUUGAGGAUCCCUCUAGUGCUGGUUCCUCAUGAGCCUUGAUGGAUUCGGAGCACGUAGUUUAUGCCUUAGAUGUCUCUCAUAUUAUCUUCUGGUAUGUUGUGAAGGUCACAACACAAGGGUUAUUCUUUAAGGCUCCUGGCAAGACUGACAGCCAGGAAGAAGGGGUCAUUUCUGGGGCUAAUCCCCCCCAGCAACCCAGACGAAGAGUAGAGCAUCAGCGUCCUUAAUGCUUGGCUCUUGGACAUAAUGCUUCAGCUUUCGUGUCCUACUUAGCUCUAGUGGAAAGGACAUUUUCAGUCCAAUUUCCUCCCAUUUUUUCACUUCAUGCCUUUUUCUUCAUAUAGCUCAACCCAGGAACUUGGCAGCUGGAAGAGGAGGGUGCCGGUAGGCCCUGGGGCUGGUUUCUUGCUCUGGGCUGCGUCCCAAAAUGUGGUUUGAGCUGUUGGCAUGACUUACCCUUGGAAUUCUACCUCAGAGGAAGUUCAGCCCGUUGCAGGACUGGUUGCUAUGACAUUUUGCAGAUCACCAUACCAGAAGCUAUUGAUGCAAGAGUAACCUACAUCCUGCCUUGUGUCUGGGUAAAGCCUUUUUGACAAGAGCUCUACAAGUUUGGCAUGAAUAUGUAUUAUUUGGGCUUUGCAGACCAGUAUAAAUCUCUAUUCAUCCUGCAGUGAUAGGGAUAACUCCUGUGGGUCGUUAUGCCUUAUAAGGGAUAAGUUGAAAAUAAAGCUAUUUUUUGUUCAGCUAUUUCUUCCUUCAACAGUAAUACCCAUCGGUUGCAGUGUGGUAUAAUGAUGAAGAAUUUCUAGAUGAUGAUUUGAUUCGAAAGUUAGAGAAAAGUCUUUCAAAGAAGCUAACUCCCACAACAUGAAUAGAAAACUGGGCUGACUUUUUCCUCCCAUAUAAAAAAGGUCAAAAGGGGCAUUUUCAGACAAGCCAAGGUAUAUUUCUGCCUUGCUCACUGACAGCUGGAGGUGGUCCAUGGGCUGCUGGAUCAACCCAUCUCAAAGGAUUUUUAAGUAGGACAUUUUUGGUAACUUUCUGUCAACGUCUUCAAUGCUGCUGCCAUGAUGGAAAAUAAAGCUGGUUCGUAUGAAGACCAGGAUCUGGAUGUCUCGUUCCAGGAGCAUUUUUUAAGGCUAUUUACUUUUUUUUUGUGUGUGUGUGUUCUAAUUCAAACUGCUGUUUCAUCUUGUCUAGAAUCUGGUGCUUUAGAGGAAGGAAAGGAAGAAUGAAAUGAAACCUCCCUGUAGAUCCACAACAUUCAAAUAAACUGUAGUUUUUUUUUUGUCUUAAACAAGUUUAGCAAUCAUUAAAAAAACAGCUCUCAGAAGAACAGUGCUGGCUUAUGGUGGUUUCCAUGAUGUUACCAGUAUGGCCCUAGGCAUGAAGUCUUCAUUUUCAAUGCCUUCUAUUAAACACCAGCUCAAACGUCAUCAUGGGGUCACCGACAUUAUGUGAAUUAGUUACUUUUCCUAGCUGAUGUUACUACCUAUUUUUGGCUUUGCCCUUUGGCUUGCCUUCUAGUAGGAAUAUGAAUCAGUGCACAGGACUGACAAUCUUAGAGUCGCACAGGCAAGCUGGAGAUGUUCCGAAUAAAUAAUCAAAGCUACUAAUGAGACUGCAUAAUGCUGGGGGCUUGCAGGGAGCUUUCGUGCUAUGUGGUCGUGAGUGUCAGAGUUGUUUGAGAAGAAGAGGGAAACACAAUGUUUGCUACAGUGGAGAGGAAAUCUGACUAGAAUAUUUUAAGAUAAGAGAGUAGCAGCUAACGUGCUGCUUAGAUUCUCUUGCCACACGUUUGGGUAUGUUUGUUAUUUAUGAUAGCAUUGCUGGAGCUGCAGUGGUAUAAUGAGGGCAAAAUGAGUUUUGUUAGGAGAAGUAAUAGCUUUUAGUUGCUGUAACAAAAACUAUUGCCUAUACCUAAAAAGUUUUUCUUCAUUGCUGCCACGUACGUGUCUAUGACUGGGGAGUGGAUGUACGGGUUGCAAGCAGCUUUAUUUUGACUAGGGGAAUUGUUCACCAGAAGUUUAUCUCCUAUAGGAAACGCCACUUGCAAAACCACCUGUUAUUAGCUGAGACCCAUGGCAACAUCCCUGCUGCCAGGUCCACUCCUCAGCUCUUGUGGUCAUGAUUUGGCAUGGCCAUCACUGUCCUUCCUUGCAUGAUGGCAUCUGAGCAAGCCCAGAGCUGCUCAUGCUGGUAUUUGUUCUUCCUCAUUGUACGUGACUGAGCUACAGCAGUGUUACCAUAAAGGCUCAUCCCUAAUGGCUUGCUGGUGGUCUUUGCUGUUUCAAGAGUACUUAGAAACCCAGAAUGAAAGAGGAGGUUGGAAAAUUUGGUUUGAUGGGGAUAACUGGAACAGUUUGUCAUGUAAAAGCCAAUGGGAUCUAAUAGGGAACAAGCUCACUUCAUCAGUUCUCUGUAGGAACUUCUCAUCACAUUUUGAGUAUUUUUGAGACUCCUCUCUUCUGCCCAUUUUCCUAAAUGCUGUUUGGAGUUCUCUCAUUUGUAUAACCAUUGUGGUGCCCACUAAAUCCACCCUGCUGGCUGCGUGUGCUUGGUGGGGAUGUAGGAUUAUAGAAUCAUUAAGGUUGGGAAGAUCACAAAGAUCAUCUAGUCCAACCAUCAGCCAAUCCUCACCAUACCCACUGAACCACAUCCCUCAGUGCCACAUCUUCACAUUUCUUGAACACCUCCAGAGAUGGUGACAUCCAGGACAGCAUCCCUACUCCCUCACAGUCCUGGGCUGGGAGGACCUGGCUGGGUUUUGCCUUGCAGCCUCAGGACACGUUGCCUUGAGGAACACCUUUGUGUACGGCCCAGAAAAGCGGAGCAGAGCUACCAACCCCUUUAAAAUCUUCUGGCAUUGUAGGCAGAGCUCAAUUCAUUAAGCCUCAGCCUUUAAAAUCAUUAGUCAGCAGUGAUCAUUUUUUUCCAAUUACAGGGUUUAAGGGAUUAUAGCGAGCUAUUACUCUGAGGUAUUAAUACCUGCAUUGCUUCUGGAAUGGUUCAGGUGAGAAAGCACAGCAGCUGCACCCGGGACCAUAGAGCAUGACCCUUUCUUAUAGUCUCCAGAGAAGAAAUGAAAGACAAAUGUGCCCUUGUGUUAAAAAUUCAGCUCAUUCCACAAGCUUUUCACUUUGUCUCUCGAGGGGUCAAUUAAAGCUUCGCAGUCUUUCCUGCCACACUGGCAAAAAAAGAUCUUCAUCUCCUCUUCCUUUGAUUAACUAUGUUGUUAUAAACAGACGAUGCAGCACAAGCAAGGGAAACUAAUAUGCUUCCCCCUGAGCCGAGGCCCCUGUAAAUGGAUCAAUUAAUUUGAGCCAGUGCACCCGUGUGCAUGAAAAGGUGCAGUGCUGGCACACAGCUACAAUCCUGCUGGACCUCGGUGCUGUGGCCUUAGAUAUAGAAAUCCACUUUUGCACGCAGGGAUGUCAUAUGUGUGCUUUUCCUGCCAAGGCUGUUUGACUGCUGCAGAUGCCUCCCCCAGUUUAAGAGAUUUUUUUGGCCUCUCAGUUGCACACACACACACACACACACACAUACAAAAGAUGUUUGUAGCAGGCAUUUAAAUUUUUAUGAAGUGCUUGCUUUAUUGUCUUAAUAAAUCCUUGUUUGGUUUGCAGAAUGCAUCCCCAUCGAAGUUAAGAGUUUAUAUGAAAAUUAAAACAGCACUAUAUCUUCUUAAUUAGACAAAUGUAUAGAUAAAAGGAAACAAAUGUCAGCUGGCAGAGGAAUUUAGGUUUGCUGGGAGAGCUCUUCUCAUUUCUCUCUCAAGAUGUUUGCAGAGGUUAAUGCUGGUGCUGCAGGCGCUCCAGGGGACAGCAGAAUUGUCCCUUUUCAGCCUGCAAAACGUGGGCAGCCCACUCUUCUGUACUGCGUGGCUCAUCCUUGUUGAAUUAUUUACUUCCAAAAAUAAGUCAUAUAAUUAUUAUCCCAUAAAAAUUAAUCAGAUUUUAUUUUUCACAGGUGAACAGCCAAGGCUAAGCCCAUAAAGCCUUUGCUCUGGCGUUAUCUUUGAAGGUACACUAACUUACAGGCUUAAUUGGUGAGAAAUAAUGGGAGAAUAUUGAUCAAUGAAUUUUUUAUUCAGAUUGUUUUUGGCUUUCAGGAGCAAGACAAUUCUUAGGUCAUUAAUAUUUCUUACAUCUCCUAAUGACUGCAGCUGUAAAUCAAGGGGACUCGUCCAAUGUUCUGUACAAGACAGUGAUUUUUUGGAAAGGACAAGAAGCAAAUUUUAGCUGAAUUAUGGAAAUCGUUUCAUUCUAACUCACAGCUGGCUGCAGGGUGGGCCUCAGGCUGCGUUUCUCCUCUUUGCUACACAUGGGCAAGAAUUCCUGCUUCUCACCCUGAAAUGCAGCAGGAGAAACUACUGGUUUUUGAAGGAGACUCUUGCAGCUGUUGAUACUUAAGUCUGGGCUUUUCUUAAUGGGUUUUGUUCCAUGAAAUACCUUCAGAUAACUGCUGGGAUAACUGGCUUAGGACAGCAGAGUCCCGGCUAUGGGACUCCUCAUCAUCCUGUGUGUGUUGAGGUGGAUGGAGACCUGAAGGAGGCAUCAGCCUGGAGAUCUCCUGCCAAAGUGUUUCAGGAGAAAUUAUAUUUUCUCCAUGGCUGUAUCAUUGCUGGCUGCAUCAUCUACCUCUCUUCUUGUUACAAGCAGUGCACAUCAGUAAGUACAGGCUUUGGCUUUGCAAGGAAAAUAUAGGCAUCAUCAAGCUGCCCUAAAGCACAAGUGAGAUCUUGCAAAGCAGUCUCUGCAGAAGUUGGAAAGCAGAGGAGGAAAAAUGUAAUACUGCACGUGAAUCUCUCUUUCAGAAGACUGGGUGUUUUCUGUGUACUGUGCAGCCUAAAACACUGUUGCAAAUGAGCUCUGCUUAAGUGGUUUUUCAUUCUGACAUCUUGUGCUUCUUAUUAAUCUUAGUACGUUGGGAAAUUAAUUCUGCUCUUAAGGGAACAUGACAGAUUGGAGAAGGCUUCCACACUCCUCAGACAGAAGCAAGCCCACCAAGGCAGGAGCCAGGUCAGAGCAGUCUUUCUGUCUAUGAGAAAUCACUGUUGAUCAGUUCAAAGCAGCGUUGAGUUGUGAUGGUUUGGGCUGUGGGUUGGGUAGGAACCAAAUGUGUUUGCUGCCUGUCUGGAUUAUCUGACCUUCAUCUCUCCUGGCAGAGACAGGAUAAGACCUGCAGGUGUCCUGGUGAGAGCAGCUUUGGCGGGGGGAGAGUGCCUCUCCCAGAACCGCAGCAGCAACCAUCAUUAGUUAUGUAGUGAGCGUAUCUUCCACAUGCAGAAAUCAAUUCUGAAUAUUUUAUGGCUUUAAUUGCACGGCCCUGCAUGGGCUGCAGUGAAGGGGUUAUUAGGCUGCCGGAUGCUCAUUUCCUUCUGGGAUGAGCUUUUAAUUUUUUAUUUUUUUCCCUUCAUACUUUUCCUGCUUCAGAUGGCAAAAUAUUGGAUAUAAGAAGGUGAAAGUUUGUGACAGCACUGAACUUGUAGUUGGGCUCAGUGCAAAAGAUGCCAGGGCAAAAUGCCUCCUACUCUUUUCCGAUAAGAUUCAAUAGAGGAGCAGGCUCAAUGAUGAGGCCAGCAGCAGUGUAUGGAUUUCACAUGGUAUGAAGGAGAGCGUUUAUCAUUCAUAUUUGCUGCCAGAUAGCUGCUUCUGCUGUCUGAUCCAAAAGCAUUUGGAGUCACCAGGUGUUGAUGUAACCGUCAGGAUACAUGGAUGGGUGUUCUAGAGCAGGAGAGCCAUGCUGAGGCCGUUGCUUGUCUCUGGGGGGGCUAUUGGAGCUCUCACUGACAGGGGCUGGGAUAUUUCCUUGUGAUUUCUGAGCUCACUUGCACGCUCUGUGCAGGCAGGUCCUUGAAAAGUCAGAUCUAAGGAAACAACCAAAAUACGAUGAGCACAAAUCAGAGCCUUGAUGAAGAAUUCAUCUCUUCUUAUCUAAGCCAUCUGUCUGCCUCUCCCCUGGUAUCUCUUACCAGUAUUGAUCUUUCCAAGUCAUUUAUUCUGACAGUCUGCACGAUGACACGAUAUAGCAGAUGCUGACUGCUCCAGCAAGUAAUGAGUUCAGAUAUUUUGCUUCGUACAUGGAUGCAAAGGGCCACUGCCCUCAGGUUGUAAGGCCUUGGUCUAUUGUCACAUCUGCCUUCAUAAAUAAAACAGGACUGAGCUGGCUUUAUCUUAGCAUCUUCCAGGGGAGUGGGGCUGGUGGUCGAAGGAAGCACAUCAUCCCUACUGAGGCUGAAUUCCAGGGCCUGGCCAGCUUGGGAGAGGCUAUCCAAGCACGUAUGUUUGUUCUGGAAUUUUCAGGUGUUAAAAUACAUCCAUACAUCUUUGGACUAUCGUGGGCUGGGGGGGUCGAACGUAUUCUUUGCAAAUGAGUCAACGCUUGAGUUGCUCUCAUCUCCAAAGUGGAUUGUGCUGUUGUGCUGUGUAAAAGAUCCCCAUCCUGCCCCAGCAGAGGCUGUGUUGCAGUGGUGACCCCCUUCAGGAAUAAACUCUGGCUUUGACUGGAUCCAAACAAAAUGGGUAUGGCUGGAAAAUGGCUCUCCUCAGUUCCAUCAUUCACUGAUGAUAGAAAGUAGUACAUCCAUUUCACUUACCUUCCUUGGAACUGGAUUAAUCAUCAGAUGAAGUCAAGGGCAGCCUCUUCACUGACUUAAGGGAGCCGUCUUAGUUCCUUAGCUAUUAUUUAGUACAGUGAACGUGUACUGCAUGACAGGGGAAAACAAUCCAUAUUACACAAAAUUUUACUCUCCUAAAUUAUCUACAUUCCUUUUAUGGCACUGUUUCUCAUUACUGUGGUAUCUUAGGGAGCUUAUUUUGUUAUGGUGCAGAGGAGAUCAUUAUCCUCCAAAACUCUUCCAAAUACACCUUUCAGCUAUGUUUUUUUGCUCCUUUGGUGCAGCUGUAGCCUUAGUGCCUGUCAGCCUGUGUCUAGCAGAUCUGUCUUUCUAAGAACUCUUUGUCUUCCUUUCUAAGGCAGGGCAAAGAAAUGACACUUUUGAUACAAUCCCUUCCAUAGCAGAAGUUUCUCUGAAGUGUGGGGUUCCUCUCCCUUUCCAUUAAACCGGGGUGUCCUCAUAGACUCCUACGAACAUUAGGACGUUCUGAGUAUAAAAGAGCCAUUUCUCAUCCACCUCUUAAAAUCUUCAGCCUUUACUUUAUUUCUAAGUGGUACUUUUUCAGGAGUUCUUGACACUCGUGUGUGAAUUUGCUGUGCAUUUGGAGAGCGACUUGAAAAGCUUUUAGUGAAUAAAUCUCUAACAGCCCUCAGCCUGAGGUUCUCACCAGAUACUGUGUCAGUGGGGGAGAGAUUACAAAGAGUUUUAGCAUAAAUCUGGAAAGUUUUCCAAGAAGGAACCUGAGCCAGUCGCUUCCUCCCUUCCUUCAUCUUACCUCCAUAGAGCUUUUUUUUGGCACCUAUGGGAAAGCCCAAGUUAUUAUUUAUUGAAAACAGGGAAUCAAGGCAAGAAGGUGGUCUGGCAGCCUCGCUUAUUCCCAGAAUCACGUCAUUUCUUUUAUGUUUGAAAUAAAAGAUGGUCUCUUCCUCUCACUCUUUCUCUCUGUUCAUUGUUCUCUUGUUGUAGAAACAGCCACACUUGAAAUCAUCUUCUCAUACCUUGACGAUUUUCCCACCCCAGCAAACGAGAUGAUCUCCAUCUAUGUUUAUCUUUAAUCUCAUCUUGUUUCCUCUGCUUCCUUAUGUGAUUUCAUAAAGUGUCCCUUAUGCUUCUCUUGGAGAAAUUUAGAAAAGCACAGAAAGAUCCUUGUGAUGAGAAAGUGUGCUCCCAGAGGUACACAGUAGGUAGGAAAGAAAUAAUGAUUGCAAGAUACGUGUAUGCUAUUGCUAUGGGGGUCAGAGUUAAGGUUAAUUAAAUGUCUUCAUUGUGCAUUGUAUUCCCCUUAAGGUGUUUGAGAGCCUUCUAAGAGAACCAUUAACUUUGAACGGCAAAGGUUUUUAAUGAAUACUUUUAUUGAUUGCUCUUGCAACAGGUUUGGUCUUAACUACAUGUACUCUUCAUGUAUUCUUCCUUGAAAUUAUGUUUGAAUCUUCCCAAUGCAGUAUUAGUAACUGGUAAAUUUUUAAUCGGAUAUGGCAUGUAAAUAUUCCUUUUUUUUUUUUUUAAAGACAAAACCAUCAAAGUGCAUAUUGUCCAUUUUUUCUUUUUCUACCUUUAUACAAACAUAAUAAGAAUAAAAUAGUUGGAGAAUUACAUACAGCUAACAAAUGUGGCUCCUACUGAACCAGACAAUUAAGCCAUCAGAAUGUGAAUGGUUUUAGCUGUAUGCAAAAAUACCUGGUUUGGAAUUUCAUACAUUAUGCACGUUUUAAUAUUAAAAAGAACAUUUUUGCAUCUAGAUAAAAUCUCAGAAUUGUUAGGUCUCUUGUUUAUAACCUGCACGUUAGUGUGAAAAAUGUAAAUGGAUAUUAAGUAGGAGCAUUUGUGAUUCAUUCCUUCUAUAUGUAUGAGCAUUUCUUUUCAACAUGUUUCUCAGCUUGCAUGAAAACUACCGUUUCGCUGCCAUGGAAAUGAGAAAUAGUGAGAGUUAAUGGAAUGAUGAAUCCCCAUUGCUUGAAGACUUUCAAUCAGAGCUGGCUGCCUCAGAGAGUUACUGUUUUCUGUGCAGGAGGAACCAGAGGAGGUAGUGACCUCUGUCUUUCUCUAAAGACCUAUGUCUUUGUUUAAAGCCCUUUUCUGACCUUGAAAUGAUGUCUGUGAUGCAAACGGCUUUGGCUGUUGUUUUUUUACAGUCAGCUUUCCAGAUCUCCUGAAGGUCUCAUGGAGGGGCGGGAUGUCUUUGGGAUUGCUGUUGGACAGGCACUGGUUUCUUUAGAGUUCAUUUGGCAUUGAGAUCACAGAUGCCUAAUUAACAGGAAUCUUAGCAGAGGUCUUAUGUGCCUGUUACCACUGCCUGUUACUUGCCUACCGAAAACUCUCAGGUCUCUUUUGUUAUUACAAAAGGAAACGUUCAGCCCUGCUCCUGUUCAGACGAUCUAUCGGCUCUGUGUUAGAAAAUACAACAACACAGAUCUGAGAGCAUUAGUUAGAGAUGUGAAGAAUCACACCCUGUGUUGUAAACGUAAAUUUUUGUGAAUUAUUUUUUAUUUAAGUACGCUUGGGAAAUUUACAUAUAGAUUAAACCCUAAAUAUACGAAAUGUCAGCCUGUUUACAUCCUAAUGCCUUCACAUCAGAUGGUGUAUGGAUUGGGUUCAACGCCGGAGCACUUCCCUCAUUACCUUUAACUAACAUGUUACAACAAUGAGGGUUAAAAGGAAACCUUACAGGCCAGAGACAUGCUGGGGAGGUGUUUGAAUUGCUUGGACUUUGCUAUGAACUUGUCAUAAUUUUAAUGCACGUUGCCUGAAAAGCUAAUGAGUCUCCAUCUGGAGACAUAUGACUGAUUACGGGCUUAAUUAUUUCUCUUACCUGAACAGCUCCAUUCUUUGUUCACACUUCUAUAAAAGCAGCAGCAGCAGUGUCAACUUGAAGGCUGUUAUUCCUCAGACAUGUAUUCCAUACAGGCAAACACCUUGUUUCUUUGUGGCUUUGUCUUCUUUCCCCUCUAGUUUUCAUUUCUUGGGCAUUUGAAAUGCUUCCUCCCCCAGGGUGGUAUUGUAGUGGUUAGCAGUUCAUCAGGGAGGAUGCACAGAUACUAUUGAUAUCCAUGUCUUCAUGGAUGGGGCAGCGUAAUCUAAUAGCUGUGGCACCCGAGGGUCACAACAGUGGGAUAAUAUAGAGUGAUCACUCCAACUGAAGUAUAAUAGCACCGAAGGAGGAAACAGAGCAUGCAAAGCAAAAGAAAGCCAAAGGUGCACUUGAGUUGUUUGGAUAUUGAUACAGCACAGCAAGAAAGGGCUUACCAAUGGGACCCAGCUGUCCAGGCAAAGGAUUUGAAACAUGCCUGUAGACUCACUGCAGUCCCCUUCUUUCUUCUUUCUGUCUUCAUCUGGAGGAAAUCAGGUUACAAACUGGCUAAAUAAAGACAAUGCACAUUCAGCACCUGGGUUUGGGUUCAGUGUGGCUAGGCUAUCUUUGCUGCUUUGCUGCAGGGGUUGGAAACCAGAAGCAGUAGAGGAGGUUCCCAAAGAUAGCAUAACUAAUCAGUGCAUUUCAGUUAGUGUGUUUAUUCCUCCAUUAGUGUAGGGGCUUGGUUUUUAUGGGCACUUUUAUUUUUCAUUGUACCAACUGUCAUACUUUUCCUCACUCUUUUGCUUUAUUCUCACGAGCUGAAGCCAACCUAUGUGGGGUGACCAGGUCCCCUCCAGCUCUGUGUCACGGAGGCAUCAGGACAUAAACACUGAUGAGGCAAUGGGUGCAGCCACAUGAUAAUGAGGACAUUAAGAUCUCAGUUUACUUUGUAGGAAUGUAACAGUGAUGUUUUGAUUUGCUGGAGACAGUGAUUCUGUGCAAGCAAUAACCUAUUUCAAAGAGAUGAAAAAAAGGUUUUCCUUGCUUGGCUAAAACAUCCAUUGGAGAAGACAAGUACCUAUGCCCUGCUUCUGCAGGCAGCCAGAAAAAUGUCCCAGGCAGCUGUGAAAUGAAAACCUUCUCCUAACAGAUGAUACAUUCCUCUUAUUAGUUACAGCCCAGUGGCCACUGUCAAACACUUAUUAAUUAUUCCUCUAUUUUUUCCUUUCUAGCACCUGCAAGAAGAUUUUGCCUUCAAUAAACAGCACUUUAUUGACCAGCAGAUUGUUAUUGAUUUCUGUAUUCAAUAAAAAUGUGGUAAAUGCAGACAUUAAAUUACUCUACAGCUCUCACUUUCAGAAAAUCCAAGGCAGUAUGGAACGCUGUGAUAUGUUUUGUUAACAUAUAUAUGGUAAAGGGAGAGAAUUUGUCUGAGUAAGAGACUACCAGAAAUGUAUCUGCUUCAGUUGCUAAUUGGUUCUGUCACAUGCAUGUGCUAACACAUGUGCACACAGAGUUGUGAAGUCCAUUUAUUCUCACGUGGAUGAAAAGUUAACUGUAAGGCCACGUUAUGACAUUCAUAGGCACAGCCUUGGGAACAGCCCCUCUUGCGAUCAGACUAGAAACAAAGCAUGAUGUGGGGAAGAGCUCUGAGGGUCAUUUUGUUCAGGUUUGCAUGGGUUGGUAGGGCUUGCACAAAUAGUUGUGAUAUGUGGGAACUGGUGGAAUUUCCAGGUUUCUAAUACUGAAGCUCUUGGGAGACUCCACCUUUGCGUAGACAGCUUUGGGGUUCUUGCAGAUGAAUAUCUCAGAAUUAAGCAUCCUUCCCAUCUAGAAGUGUAUACCACGUUUACCCCCACAAAGCUUGCCUUGACCUACACCAAGUACAAAGUUACCUUAGCUCUAGAACAGGUGUGUGUGAUUGUAAACUCAUUAGUGAGAUCUGGUGUGAGGAGGAAGGCAGGUGGGAGUAACAGUAAAAGUAUAUAUGAUGUCAGUCCCUUCUAUGUAUUGGGUAAGGUGAGGUUUCUUUUUUUCUUGUUCUGAUAGCUCUGGGUUUAGAAAAGAAAAAAAUGCCCUUGCUUUACUAACUGUAUGAUUUCUUCCCUUUCAGUUCUGUAACUUACAGAUACUGGAUUCCUGAUUCUCCUUCCAUGCUUGUGGAAGUCAGGACAAAUUGAUUUUGAGCUCCAUGGGAUUACCUGGUGGUGGGGCUGUGGAAAUGAGAUGUUUGCCUUUCUGCCUGCUCCAGCCUUCUCUCUGCAUAUAAUGGAUGUACUCAGAGUGAUUCUGAGGGAAUUCUGCAGUAAAUGAGUGAAGAAAUUGCUGGUGCAGGACUGCUGAAUUCCAGAGUCCAUGAGGGGGUGUCCCUGGAAAAGAAGUUGCUGGUAGUUAAGUUGCACCUGAGAAGAAAUCUGAAUAUGUGAUGAAAAGCAGCUUUGGAGGUAUGAUCUGCUGAAAAUUAUGUGCUUAUAAGGAAGAUAUUAAUAGUACUGGGAAUUUAUUUGUUUUGUGCGCUUCUAAGAACUGAACAACUGAAAAAAAAUCCUUACUCCAUCACUACAAGAAUCCCUUGGACAUUAAAAAUGACUUUGACUUAUCCUGCUGUGUUUGCAUGGCAGAAUGUAAUUUACAGCUUCCAGUCUUUUGGGUGAGGGAGCUUAAGGUCAUUGGAGCACGCAGAAGGGGAAGCUCAGGAGGGAAAGAAGCAGCUACCUGAUAUCCCACAAUGGAGCUGCCCUGUGACAAGGCACUUAGCUCUUUUGUUUGAUCUCAGGACUAGAUGGACACUAUGCUCUGGUCCUAUUCCAUUGAUUUGGGCUGUGUACCAAAUGUGGAUUUUGUGUCCAGCUUUGAUCAACCCUUGAAAGUGAGAUCAAAGCUUUUAAGCGUAGUGUAGGGUAAAAUAAUGUAUUCCUUGUUCUGCAGUGUCAAUAUCAGAUCUUGAUUUGCAAAAGCUUACCCUCCUUGCUGACUGGAUGCAUUAACACUAUACAUAAACACAUAACACUUAAAUAAUAUGCACUUUCAAGAGCUUGCUAUGCCAUCCAUAGCGUUAGGUGGAUGUGAGAUAUAUUAACAGAAUGAAGCCAUGGAAGAUAGCAUGGAAAGUCAGCAAUGAUCCUUGCUCAGCAAAAACUGAGUCAGAAAUAUAUUCUUAUCCUUGGAGAAUUUCUGAGAUCAGAAAAACUUUUGUCUGUUCUAAGAUGGAAUGAAAAAACAAAAACUUGAUGUGUUUUUUUCCCCAUCAAACCAACGAUCUGAAAAUAAAUACAUAAAAAAAGACUGUUUCAAACGCUUCAUUUUAAGCUUUUCACAUUUCCCUGCCUUUAAUUUCCUUAAACUACAAUUUUCAGUGCCAUAAAACUUCAUCCCUUCUCCCUUUCCCCUAAUUCUUCAGAUUACAUUUUGUUGGGGGCUUCCUUCCUGGAGAUGUUAAUUAGCAGCCUCAAAAUUAAUCAGCAGACAGACAGCAGCAAUGGUGAAAUGAGUUUAAUCUUAGAUGAUUUCUUGGCUUCUCACUGCCAAAAAGCAUGGAGUCUAAAUGAGAGAGACAGCUACCUGUGAGGGAGAACAGAUUGUGGUCUGCUUCUGUUCGUUGGGUUCCUCCUUCCUCCUCUGGAUCUGGGUGGGCAACAUCAUCAUUUGUAUGAUGCUUAAAAAAGGUACCAAUUCUCAAAGCAUGUAAAUAUAUAUAUAUAUGUAUAUAUUUAUAUACAUGCAUAUAAAUAUGAAUAUAAACGUGAAUAUAAAUACAAAUAUAAGUUUUGUGCUUAUGCUUAUGUAUAUAUUUACAUCUAUACACAAGUGGAAGUUCAGUGUGUGUUUUGUAAGGAUGGAGGUAUUUGUUCACAAGGAAGGAAUCAGUACAUCUGUGUAGGGGAAAUGGAUGAUCCUGUGCGAGAUAAGAAAGUUUCCAUUGGAUGUCAAUGUAAGUCUUUUCUAAAGAUCAGCCCAGUCAGACUGGUUUGGCUGAAGUCAGCACAAUGAAACACUGCCUUCAGACUUUCAGGAAUAUGUAUAUAUUUUUCUCUAUGCUACUGGUUUUAAAGCAAGCUUACUGUGUAGAGGUGAUUACGUACACAUGGUGUUUCUGAAUAAAGAUGGGUACUUUUCAUUGCAUUUUCCAUUUAUUUUUUUUCCCUUUUAAGUAUACUUUUUUGGUUAUUCUAUUUCCCACAUCACCAGUUCCUAGAAAAUAAAAAUCUACUCUGCCCUCAUGCAGGAGCAAAGCAAGAUUUUUUGACCUGAUGUUUUUUAUUCUUUCUUAUUUUCAUAUAUUCAUUAAUACACCCCAGUAUAUAUUUGGCAUAUGGAAAAAAGGGAUAUGUAGGCAUUUGUGUGCCUGCAUGGCAAUUCCCUCACUGGGAGAUGGUCUAGUUUUAAGUCACUGUCAUCUGCUCAUGUGGAUGUCUAUUCAAAUAACAAAGAGUCUACUUGGAGUAACUCCACUAGCAGAUAGCAAGUGUUGACUCAGAUCUUCUUUCAAAUAGCAGUGAAGAGGAGCACGAGAUAUGCCUGACAUGGCAGACAACCCAGGUUUCCAGCCCCAGACUUAUUUUUGAGACUGAAACAAUUUCCCAGAGUAAUUUCAGGUAAAGAGGUAACAUCUCGAGCAUUUUAGUGAUCUAACAAAAUCAAUUAUGGCUUCAAGACAAUUGGAAAAAUUUGUCAACUUUUUUUCUCAAUUCUUCCCCCCAUCCCCCUCCCCCCUCUAAUUACAUUUAUAAAAGAACCAUCGUGUAACACAUCCCAAGCGGGAAAAAAAAAAGGAAAAAAAAGGGUUUGCAACAAAAUUGGGCUGUGAAAUGAUCUCAGAUAUCACUGAAUAGGAGAUGGGAAGGAAGCAGCCCUUUCUUGGCAUCCUUUGCAAUUUUGACAAAUUCAGCAGCAUGCAGUGCUGCACGUACAUGGAUGGGUAUGUUUAUGACAGUGAUGGGGUGGUACGUGAAAUCAGCGGUGUGCACAAAUCCUUCUGUUCCUUAUUUAUGCUUUCAAAAUGCACACGAAGGUGCUGCAGACUUUUAAGGCCCCGCGCUGCCCAGCCCUGUGUUUUGGCCACAGAGCUCCCGCAUCGUUUUCUCCCAUAAAAUAUAUUUAGAUGUUUGCCUUGUGGCAAAGACAGGAGCAAGCUGAAACAGCAGAGAAAUAAAUUCUGCAGCUAAUAAAAAGCCUAAUACCUUGUUCCUGCCUUCAGUCCCAGUAGUUUCAUUGUUUGUUUUGCUUGACUUCAGGCUGUGAGUAGGAAACCCAAAAGGAGAUUUUUUUGAUGAAGUGUCCAAAAUUAAUACCACUGCCCUGAUACAGCAGCAGCGACAUAAAAAAGAAGUAAUGCUUAGCUACAGAGUUUUGUUUUCAGACAGAUAAUCAAAAGGGAACUCGAAGAGAUAUUCAAUUACAGGGAGACCCUAUGGGUUGAGUGGCAGUGAGGUACAACGUGCCUCUGCUGAGGCUGAUUGCAUGCAGAAUUGGAAAGCUGUGGCAGGGAAGAGCUAUGGAUCCUGGAGGUACCUUGCUGGCAAUAUAAACCUCUUCAAAUCUGAUAGCAGAGCUUGGUGGGGCAUGGGGAGGAGAGGUAUGGGGGACCCCUCGGAGCUGGCUGUCUGCCCUGCUGUGCUACUCACUCACUCACUCUGCUCACUCCACUGGGUCCCAGUGCUGCCCUGGGGACUAUGUCAUCAUUUCAUGUCUUGGAAACUUUUAGAGCUGCACUAAGUGACAAAGAUGUCUCCAGCUGCGGCAUACAGGGCUAUCAGAUGAAAGCGCCCAGAUAUAUAAUUAGACCCAGCAGUGGUGAGGUGCUGAGCAACAGCUGAUGCAGAUGUCUCACCUGGAAAUCGCUUAUCAUUGAUGCAUGCCGUGUUAUCACAUCUUUACAGAGAGGCUAUGUUUAUCUGAGGGGAAAAAUGGGACUGCAGCAGUAGAAAUCUUUGUUUUUUUUUGUUUACUGAUGUUCAUUUGCCAGAAGUAAGGAUGCUGCUGCUUCCACUUGUGUCUCCCACUUGGUUUAGGAACAAGAAGCAGGGUGAUACAGUCACAGUAUUUUAGGAAUGGCCCAAUGAGAGGGGCCUCCCUCAGCCCCUGAUAGACUUCCGAGUGCUUCCUGGAAGCAGCAGGAAAACACAAUUGUACUUUUGUGCUCCCCUGCAGUCAUAACACUGGUGAUUUAACUUGUUUUAUGGCAAACUUAUCACAAAUGUGGAUUUCUCUGCUCUCUUUGAUGCUGAGUUCCAAGAGAGAUACUAGUGUGUCCCAGGGAGGCUGUCAAGUCUCCAUCCCUAGAGAGAUUCAGAAUGGUGCUUGGCACAGCCCUGAACAACAAGCUCAUAAACAUUUUUAGGAUAGGCUCCGCAUAUAACCUUUUGUUUUUCAUUCUAUAGAAGUUACAAUCCUCCUUUGUUGCCCAUAAACCAUUACCUCAACCUAUUACUCUUUGCUGACUGUGCUCCAGAUAACACAAGCUCAGACCUUGCUGCACUGACCAAGACAGUACCCACCACAAGAACACCACCUCUCUCUCCUCCAGGAGUUUUUCUGGUUCUAAGCAGAGGAUUAACAUCCACCCAUAAUCUAAGGACUCAUUAUCUUGUUUUUUUACAUUAAAGUAAUCUCCUUAGAAAGAACUUAUUGAUUACUUAUACUCAAAUGUGCAAAUAAUGUGCUAAUAGAACAUUAAAAUGGCUCUAAUAGGGUGGCAAUAAUUUUCUUUUUUUCAAAGUGGAUGAUUAGAAACUUCAGUAGUUAGGAGCUAUUAAUAUACUCACCAUAAAGUAUGAAAGUCUAUGCUUAUGGAACUCUAAAUGACAGUACUGCCUAUAAAUUUUAUUGGAGGUGGAAAGAGCAGUAAUUACAUGGCUGGCACUAGACAUAGCAUUUUCCACAGAGGUACUAAUGGCAGAUUUUUACCUCCUGUUGUUAAGCACUAUUUUUGGGCAUAGCCAGUAGCCUGAGCACACUGUAAAUAAUAUUGUUUUCUGUGAUGGAUUUCUGCACAAACAGGAAGAAAGAGAAGUUUGAUUAAAAGAAAAACUGGCAAACAGUCAAGCAUAGAUGGCUUAGAGAGUGGUGAUGCAACAGAUAGCAUGGAGCACCUGGGUCUGUGUUGUCUGGAUGUUCUGUGUGACUGAAAAAGUCACGAGCUGCAAGGAGAGAAGUGAGUCUGCGGUUAUUGCCCAGACACUGAAAUGGAUGUGUUGCACCGAGUUCACCGACACCCCCCUUGGCAAGAGCAGCAGAGAGACCAGGGAGUAGGUAGUCUUGCAUAGAGACUUCUCCCAGAUAGCUGCCUGAAUCACUAGAUAAACAGAAAAAUCUUUAUGGUGGUGGCUUUCUGCUUGUCCAAAUUGGCAGUGAAAUGAGAUGCAGGUAGAGCCAGGGUCACUUCCUGCCUCCCAUGCAUCAAUUAUUGUGGGUACCAAUGACACGUACCUUUCUCCUCUUUAGUCCUCCUUGCAGCAUCCCAUCCAAACCAAGCCAGCCUCAGAUUCAGAAGAACAUUUCAAAUAAGUAUUUCUGUCCAUCUCCACUUGAAUUACUGCGGUGUGCCUCUUUCUGACAAAAUGUGUAUUUUAACUUUCAGUUCUUGGAAGAAGUUCAUCACAGCAGGGAAAACUUUUGUGCCUCUUAGUAGGACCUAAUUUUCAGACUGAGAACUUUUAAGUAUUUGCAAUGCAGAUCAUAAUGUGAAGCAGUUAGCUGGCAACACCUUCUGAUUUCUCAAAAAUAAACGGAAAAUAUUCAACACAAUGUUUCUGCUAGAGCUAAAAAUAUCAGUGAUCAUACACCUCUUCUACCAUCUGAGUUGUUUAUCUGGUAGUCUUUGAUCGUGUACAUGGAGGAAAACAAACAGAAAACAAUCAUUAUCAGGAAUACAAAUAGCUGACUAAUGCGAUAUACAAAACAAUUUGUUUCCAUGAAUCAAUCAGAAACUCUUAAAGUACAAAUUACUCCACUGGAAAAAAAAAAAAGGAUUUAGAAUAGAUUUAAAUUGUGAAGAUUAUGACAGGUUGGAUAGUAUCAUCUCUGCAUAUGAUGUUUUCUAGUCUAUAUGACUUUUUAAAUGCUGAGUCCCCAUUCAGCACAAAAUUCAGGAGAGCAGUUCUUGAACAGAGAAGUGCCUUUAGAGGGAUAACAGAACAUUACCUCAUAAUGCCCAGAACUUCUUGAAAACUUCCUCUCCAGAAUUAUUCCUGUGGUAUCAUCAUAAUAUCAAACCCCAGCGGUGAAGUAUUUGGAAGGAUUAAAGUCUUCUGAUAAGUAGAAUGACGCAAAGGAAACCUCAAUAAUUUCCACUUGGAAAGUCUUCUGCAGAAAGUAUAGAUGUGGGUACGGUUCAUUAACCCGGUAUGUAUCUUUUCCUCUGUCUUCUGCCUCACUACUUCAGCGGUUAAGUUAGAUGGUAUAGCGCUCAGCAGCAAACGUUUUGCUCAGAAUUAUUCAAGCAUAUAACAAAGAAAAUGUACAAAAACUCAGUUCAGUGAGGGAGAUUUGAUUUAAGGUCUUGGUUUCCUUAUUCUGUGAGAAAACUCCCUCUAGAGUGAUAAGAACUGGCAGAUUAGAAAACACACGAGCAGACAGAGAAAUUACAAGGAUCAGACACUAAGGCUAUUAGAACUUGAUCAGAAUUUAGAAACGUUAAAACCUGUUUAGAAUCAUUGAAUCAUGGGAUACUUUGGGUUGGAAGGGACCCUUAAGAUCAUCUAUUUGCACCUCCCUGCUAUGGGCAGGGACACCUCCCUUAAGACCAGGCUGCUCAGAGCCUCAUGCAGCCUGGCUCCAAAUGCCUCCAGGGAGGGGGCAUCCACAUGUGAAGGAGACCAUGCUGAUGCCCAGGGGACCACGGGAUUGUGAUUUACAGAUUAUAUCUGCCUGAAAACAUGGCUUGUGUAUUACCGUAGCCCUCACCAGCCAAAAAACUCUCUGUAAAGUUUCACUCUGUCAUAAAUCGAUGUGAUCUAUGGUGGCACUACCUCGCUUCUUUUCUUCUGAUAAGCCCCUUCCCUUCUCACGGGCUGCUUCUGACAUGACAAAUACCACUCACACUGAUUUCAAAGGGAAAGAAUCUUUUCUCCUGCCUUGGACUGCUUUGUCUCACCUGUUAGUUUUCUGUAGUAACCUGCAAUUGUAUGUAUCUCUGUGAGGCAUGUUGUGAGGUAGUUUUCAUAAAAAUGCUCUAAGCUAGAUGAAGUUAUAUCCUGCUGCGUUCAUGCCUGGUGCCUUUAAGAGUGAGUUUGGUAGGUAAAUGAGGAGAUGACCUCAAUGACAUGAAGUGACACACUAUUCAUGACCUCAGAGUCCUUAUGUCAUUAAAUACUACAGCAUGAAGCACGCUGCAGCCAUCCACACUGGUCUUAAUGAAAGUAAAAAGAAAGCACCUGCUCUUCUCAACAAAUUGACACCUUGGAAUACAUUGCACAGCGUCACGUUCAAAAGAUCUGAUGCUUCAUUGGUCUCUGCAAAUGUGCUGACUCCAGUCCAGCCAGAACUGAAUAAUGUGGAAAUGUCCUCUUACCACUGCACUGGGGACACUGCAAGCCAUAAUUAGUUAACGAUCGUAAUGCUCCCAGUCUCUUUGGAUGAAUAAUUCCCUCACAGAAAACAGAAAAUUUGUGUUAACCAAAAUUAUUCUUAUUUGGCUGAUUGUUUUUGUAACAAACAAAAUUGUGUUAUCACGCACGGAAGGCAUCAGAUUUCCAGUUUUGGGGGAAUAACUUUGUCUGGGCUUAACUUAUAACAACAAAGAGAAUAAAGCAAAUAAAAUGAAAUUAUUUUUGCUUGUUUUUUUUUUUUUUUUUUUUUUGAUGAACAAAAUAUUGCCUGUCACCUGACACAGCUUGCCAAGAAAACACAUUUUGGAUCGGAGUAUUCUGGUUUGAUAUUUCAGUUGGCUGUCGUGCUGAAAAUAAACUACUGCUCACAAAGCUGUUCUGUGAGUCAGAGGAGGUUUCCAAAAGACAAGGGCUCUCUCCCUCUUGUCAGCUGCUGUUGCAGCGCAGCACCUCGACUCCCUAAGCCAUGAAUAUUGACCGAGGCACUGCCUCAUAGUGAACAUCUGCAGCCUCGUGGGUCCUGAACAAAUGCAAAAAUCAGCAAUGGGAUCCACAUCAGUUUAGUUUUCUACACUCAAGUAUGUGUACAGAUUUUCUUUACAGUCAAUGGAGAGAAGGAGAAACAGUAAAGAUUUAUCUCAUCUCAAGACAUAUACUUAGAAAAGAUUGGAUCCUACAGAGGGAUUCAUCUCCAAAGCUACAGACUACGUAAGGCCCUGGGACACUUCUAGAAGGGUACAAGGGUCUGAGAUGAAGCUUGUCCCUAUGUAUUAUUUCUUAUGCCAGGCAAAUUCUAGUCAAGAUAUUUCUCACCAUUUCUACACCAAAACUGAACACUACUGGCAACCUGAUGUUUUCACUGAGAAAGUCUUAUUUUCUUUUUGCUUGUGCAGGUAUAAAAAAGUGUUUCUUCAUGAAAGACCACAAAUAUCACCUGCUGUAAAGCUGGAGGAAGACAGGGGAAGUCUGUUUUCAUUAUGCACGUGGUAUGAAGAACAUCUGAGUGCAGGCCUAGAAUUUGUUACACAAAAGGCAAUCCAGAUAACUUUGCAUUUGAAUUAAUUUUGUAUACGGAAAGAUUGGGACUUAGAGUAGCAAGUUUUGUUCAUCUCUUACCACGCGCUGCCAAAAUACCAUGCAACUACGUGACUGUAGGGCACCAUAUGAACCAGGUCUUUCUUUUUCCCCCCAAGGAGAAACGGAGAUGUUUGCAGAUAAAACAAGGUAACAUUGUAGCACUCCUUAGUAGUUACAGUUCAUUAACAUGAGAAUAACCGCUCUUACGCAAGCAACAGGUGCGAGCAACAGGUGCGAGCAAUGUGCCUGAGUGACUGGAGGGGUGGAGCCAGGAUCCGACCCUUCUCAGACCUCAUUUAAGGGCUGGCAAGGGAGGCAAAAGGUUUCUUACUGAAGAUCCUUGUGUACCUGAGGCCUUUUGAAGAAAAGAGACUCAACAACAGUUUCUGUACCAUCGUCACCACAGUUCUGUACCCACAACAUCAAACAAAAGUUGGCCUUUGUUUCUGUGUUGCUGAUGUCUAUGGAGAGGCUCUCAUGGACUUCAAAGGAAUUAGGAUUUGUGCCUUCUGAAAGUGCCUCUUCAAUAAUCACCUUUUCCUACAGCCUGAAGACACAGUGAAUACUUCCUGGUUUCUUUCCUUCCAUGUGUUCUAAAUCAGUGUUUGAAUGAGCCUGAAUGAUGAUGAAAUGCCUCUCAGGGGAGUUGGCAGCCUUCAGGAGAUUGAAGGUGUACAGAUGCCUGUUUUGCCAGGACAAAGGGAACAUUGCAUGCCCGUGUUAUUUCCAACACAUUCAGAGUUCCUGUUUGCUUCCAGUUAUCCUCCAGCACUGCAGAGAUAGGUUGAUACUUUGGAUGUGCCUGAACCUUCCUUUUCGACAAGAAGUUAUCUUGAAAAUCACAUCUUCCAAAGGUGAUUCUAAUUCUGACAAAGCUGUAUGACUACAACCUGGGAAGCAUCACAGAAAGCUCUCUUUGGAGGUCAACAGAUUAUGGGACAACAUAUGAGAAACUGAAUGAUAAAAUUGGCCUGAAGACGAUUUUGAGCUACUUAUAUGUUUGUCCAACAAACAAACGUAAGAUUAUGCUGUUGACUGAUCCAGAGGUUGAGAGCAGCUUACUGAUUAGUACUGAUGAAGGUGCCACAUAUCAAAAAUACCGCCUGAACUUCUACAUUCACAGUCUGCUCUUCCACCCAAAGCAGGAAGACUGGAUCUUAGCGUAUAGUCAAGAUCAAAAGUUAUUCAGCUCAGUGGAGUUUGGCAGAAGAUGGCUGCUUCUUCAUGAAGGAGUUGCACCAAACAGGUUCUACUGGUCUAUGAUGGUGUCUGGUAGAGAGCCAGAUCUUGUGCACCUGGAGGCAAAGACAGUGGAUGGUCAUGCCCAGUACAUCACCUGUAAGAUGCAGAACUGCAGCGAAGCCUCACAAAACAAACCUUUUCCAGGCUACAUUGACCAUAACUCCUUGAUCGUCCAGGACGACUACGUCUUUGUUCAGCUGACAUCGGGUGGAAGACCACAUUAUUAUGUUUCUUAUAGGAGGAAUGCAUUUACGCCGAUAAAGCUGCCAAAGUACUCCUUGCCCAAGGACAUGCAUGUUAUCAGCACAGAUGAGAGUCAGGUGUUUGCAGCUGUUCAAGAGUGGAACCAGAACGACACAUACAAUCUGUAUAUCUCUGACACCCGAGGGGUGUACUUCACCCUGGCAUUGGAAAAUGUCAAGAGUAGUCAAGGGCUGGAUGGGAACGUGAUGAUUGACCUCUAUGAGGUAGCAGGGAUAAAGGGAAUGUUCUUGGCUAACAAGAAGAUUGACAACCAAGUGAAAACUUUCAUCACCUACAAUAAAGGGAGAGACUGGAAUUUGUUGCAGGCUCCGGACACUGAUCUGAAAGGAAACCCUGUUCACUGUCUCCUGCCCUAUUGCUCCCUUCAUCUCCACCUGAAGGUCUCAGAGAAUCCCUAUACCUCAGGAAACAUUGCCAGCAGAGACACUGCCCCCAGCAUUAUUGUAGCUUCAGGUAAUAUAGGCCCUGAACUAUCAGACAAUGACAUCAGUAUGUUUGUUUCUUCUGAUGCUGGAAACACAUGGAGACAGAUAUUUGAGGAAGAGCACAGCGUUCUGUACCUGGAUCAAGGAGGAGUACUGGUUGCCAUAAAACACACGUCUCUGCCUAUCAGACAUCUCUGGUUAAGUUUUGAUGAAGGGAAAUCUUGGAGCAAGUACAGUUUCACAUCACUCCCACUGUUCGUAGAUGGAAUUUUAGGGGAACCUGGAGAAGAAACUCUCAUCAUGACAGUGUUUGGACAUUUCAGCCACCGCUCAGAGUGGCAGCUGGUGAAAAUUGACUACAAGUCCAUUUUUGAUCGGAGAUGUGCAGAAGAGGACUACUGGACUUGGCAACUCCACAGCCAGGGAGAAGCUUGCAUCAUGGGAGCAAAAAGGAUCUACAGGAAGCGCAAGUCAGAGAAGAAAUGCAUGCAAGGAAAAUAUGCUGGAGCUAUGACCUCAGAGCCAUGCGUAUGCACAGAUGCAGACUUUGACUGUGAUUAUGGAUAUGAACGUCACAGAAAUGGGCAGUGUUUACCAGCAUUUUGGUAUAAUCCAUCUUCCUUGUCAAAAGACUGCAGCCUUGGACAGAGUUAUCUCAACAGCACUGGGUACCGAAAAGUUGUUUCUAAUAACUGCACGGAUGGUGUGAGAGAGCAGUACACAGCAAAACCACAGCAGUGUCCUGGCAAAGCUCCCCAGGGACUUCGCAUAAUAACCUCUGAUGGCAAACUUACAGCUGAGCAAGGACACAAUGUCACUUUUCUGGUGCAACUGGAAGAGGGAGACCUCCAGAGAUCCCUCAUUCAGGUGGAUUUUGGCGACGGCACUGCUGUUUCAUAUGCCAAUCUCAGCUCAACAGAAGAUGGGAUCAAACACACCUACCAGAAUGUGGGCAUAUUCCGAGUGACUGUGCUGGUGGAAAACAGCCUGGGAUCUGACAAUGCUGUCCUCUACCUGCACGUAACAUGUCCCUUGGAACAUGUUCAUCUAUCUCUUCCAUUUGUCACCACGAAGAACAAGGAGGUCAAUGCCACGGCAGUACUGUGGCCAAGUCAAGUGGGAACACUUACUUAUGUCUGGUGGUUUGGGAACAACACAGAGCCACUGAUCACUUUGGAAGGGAGCAUCACAUUUACAUUUUCUGUGGAAGGGAUGAAUACCAUCACUGUUCAGGUCUCAGCAGGAAACACCAUUCUUCAGGACACAAAGACCAUCGCUGUGUAUGAGCAAUUUCGGUCCUUGCGGUUAUCAUUCUCCCCAAACCUGGAUGACUACAAUCCAGAUAUCCCAGAGUGGAGAAGGGACAUCAGCCGUGUAGUCAAGAGAGCUCUGGUGGAGGCAACAGGUAUUUCAAGCAAGCAUAUUCUGGUCGCAGUGCUCCCUGGCCUGCCCACAUCUGCCGAACUCUUCAUUUUGCCAUAUCAAGAUGCCACAGGGGGGAAUAAAAGAACAGAAGACCUAGAGCAGAUUUCAGAAAUACUGAUCCAGAAGCUGAACCAAAACUUCGUUCAUUUUGAGUUGAAGCCAGGAGUUCGAGUCCUUGUCCAUGCUGCCCAUUUAACAGCAGCUCCCUUGGUGGACCUCACUCCCAGUCACAGUGGUUCAGCAAUGCUGAUGCUCCUCUCUGUCGUUUUUGUGGGACUAGCCGUGUUUGUAAUCUACAAGUUCAAAAGGAAGAUUCCUGGCCUUAAUAUAUAUGCGCAGAUGCAGAAUGAAAAAGAUCAAGAGAUGGUCAGUCCAGUCAGUCAGAGGGAAAGCAUACCUAAUGUCCCUCAAAGUGAGCUGAUGAGCCCUGAGCAACUAGUAGAUGAGAAGUUGGAUGUCCAGCCCAUAGAGCAACCCCAGGCCACAGUCCAGAACCCAAGGAAAGGAAAUGCAGCCAAGGUAGUCUGGACAGAGGACUUCCAAAAGGCUUGUGGAUCACCAAGAGGUUUCAAGCCAAGACCCGGAGCGGAAGUAUUUCCACAGCUGCUGAGCCCCAGAGCACAAAAGAAAUCCCUACCUAUGUAAAUGGUUGAAUUGAGGACAUCGAUAUAUAUCUAUAUUGGAGAAAAAAAGAGAACUCAUUGCAUUUGGACUUUUUAAUUCUUCAGAUGACAAAGGGUUUUUAGCUUUAAGCCUGUGCAUGUGGACAUUAUACUGAGACCAUAGCAGAACUGCAUUGUACAGGUGUUCAAUUUUAGUGGGGGGUGGGGGGAGAGGAACUGGUAUCACUAUUCACCCCUGCAGCCCUUCCCCUCACCCCUCCACUCUCUUUUCUUCUGAUCUGUCUCUAAUUUGUAGAAAAUUCAUAAUGAUAUAGGCCAAGAAUAUGCAUGGGGGUCUCUUCUUUAGGGAGAUGGGUGAGCUGGGAUGUGGGGGGAGAAGGGCUGGGGAGGUGGGAGGGAGCAUUUAGGGUUCUUGGCUUUAGAUUUAACUGCUCUUUUAGCACUUUGGGCUGGGGAGGGCUAGCCGCCCCAUCAGACUUUCAUAGGACACAAAAGAAAUCACACUGGAGUUUAAUGGCACUGAAAAUCUUCUUGGGUCAGUCUGGUUUAUGUCUUAGUUUGGACUCUACCCUUCAUUCCUCUAGCUGCAGCUGCUGCCUGUACCUGACAGUUGCGUGGAAACUGAGUAUGAGCUCGGGCAAUCCCAAAUGCAAAGCCAGGGUCCUUAUUAAACAGCUUUUUAGCCUACUCACACGAAGGAACCCCUUUGAUAGCACUGUUUGGAAAUAACUUUCUGCCUCCUAACCUUGGACUGAACAGAACUAGGAUACAUUGCAGGCAGAGAGGUCUGUAUUGCCAGCAUGAACUCACACUGCAUUUUGUACCAGCCUUACACCUUAAAUUUUGACUAAGAUAAAGCCUAGUAACACUCUCUAGUGCUUUUAUUGUUGAUCUCGGGAGUUGUGUGGGGAAGUCCAGGAGAUCUCUGCCUUUUGGGCGUCCCCCCACGGCCUGCCAUUUGUUUGAAAGACACUUUGUCCAUAUAACAGGGAGCGGGGAACAGUCUGUUUGCAGUUUCUCAUGACUUUCUUGGAAAACCCAAUUGUUUUCUGCAAACUACUGCCGUUUGAGGUGGAGGAGGGGAGAGCAAAGCUGGAUUGGGCUUGAGCUUGUUCCCAUAUAUAUUUUGAUGCCUGGCACCACAGGACAGUUGUUGUACAAGGUCUGCAUUCUUACCAAUAAUGUAAGUGGUGUCUUACAUUGCAACUGGAAAUGUGACUUCAGGACACGUGCAUGUAGGCUACACAAAAGAAUGGGGAAAGCAGACUUAGCACACCUCAAGUCCUUCCAGAGAGCCAGUAGCAGCCGGUUCAUAAUCAGUGUAGCAUGGUUAGGAUGCACCCUGAUUCCUGAUAUGAAUGUGUUUUGUUCAACAGAUGUUGCACAAGGCAGCCUGGGGUACUGGAGCUGGGGAGGGAUGAUUUUGAAUUUCUCUGUCACAAAUUGGACACCAACACCACCCAACCUACUAGCUGACAAAAUAAAUAAAUAAUAAUAAUUAAAAAAAAAAAAAGUGAUGCCAAAUGUAAGAGCACCCAUCAGACCCAUAGGAGGCAAAGGAUGAUCACAUUAUGAAGUCCUUUGCCGCUUUCUGUAGUCUCUCUGCAGACAGGUAGAAACACAGCAGUUUGUAUGGCUUUGCUAUUGUGUUUGCAACUACAGCUUUAAGAAAGAUGGGAAAGUUUUGGUAGCAACUGUAUAAUACUCCCCACUGAAGUCCAACAUUAGCCAACUUAUUUUUAUAGUAAGCCAAUCAAAAAGUUUUCUUAUAGUGUUGGAACUAUUUCUAAUUUUAAAAUUACUUUUUUUGAUGUAUUUUUUCAUCUUCUUUUUCCCUUUCGUUAAAUACAAUGUAGCGUAAUGUAUAAUUGCUAUUGUUUAUUGCUUUUACAGUCAUAUUUAUUAAACAGAUUAUGUCUCUAAAUGAA
Messenger RNA from Gallus gallus (chicken), 35193 nucleotides. RefSeq names its product sortilin related VPS10 domain containing receptor 1 (gene SORCS1). NCBI's taxonomy places the organism in Eukaryota, Metazoa, Chordata, Aves, Galliformes, Phasianidae. Gene Ontology annotation, molecular function: protein binding. The transcript has 36 exons. Gene Ontology annotation, cellular component: Golgi apparatus; membrane. The record is from RefSeq and is a predicted model, not a curated record. The coding region runs from base 30312 to 33287 and encodes 991 amino acids. Gene Ontology annotation, biological process: post-Golgi vesicle-mediated transport.